Messenger RNA from Lagenorhynchus albirostris (white-beaked dolphin), 6337 nucleotides. It is a transcript of the gene HMBOX1, whose product is annotated as homeobox containing 1. Bases 312 to 1646 code for a protein of 444 amino acids. NCBI's taxonomy places the organism in Eukaryota, Metazoa, Chordata, Mammalia, Artiodactyla, Delphinidae. Gene Ontology annotation, molecular function: double-stranded telomeric DNA binding. Gene Ontology annotation, cellular component: nucleus. Gene Ontology annotation, biological process: positive regulation of DNA-templated transcription. The record is from RefSeq and is a predicted model, not a curated record. The transcript is spliced from 11 exons.
ACAAAGACAGUCAGUCUGAUGUGAUUGAGACAAGGGAGGUUUUCAGGGGGAGACUGGGAGAUAGGGGCCUCCCCUCCCCCUUCUCCUCUUCCUGCGCCGGCCUCAACCCCUCCCCAGUCCCCUCCCGACGGGCGCCCCACGCGGAAGACACCCCUCCCCCGCCCGCUUUCCCCUCCUCCCUACCUCAGCCCUUCGUACCGGGACGUUGGGGAGGGGGCUGUGCCGGGCGGAGAGAACUCAGCAAGGAUUCUGAGAAUGAUAAAUAACGCUGAUCAUCUCUAGAAAAGAUAUUGAUUCACCUCAUGUAAAGUAUGCUCAGUUCCUUUCCAGUGGUUUUGCUGGAAACCAUGUCUCACUAUACAGAUGAACCCAGAUUUACCAUAGAGCAGAUAGAUCUGCUUCAGCGCCUUCGACGUACUGGAAUGACUAAACAUGAAAUUCUCCAUGCCUUGGAAACUUUGGACCGUCUUGAUCAAGAGCAUAGCGACAAGUUUGGAAGAAGGUCCAGCUACGGAGGAAGUUCAUAUGGGAAUACUACCAACAAUGUUCCAGCAUCUUCCUCUACAGCUACAGCUUCCACACAGACCCAGCAUUCUGGAAUGUCCCCAUCACCUAGCAACAGUUAUGAUACCUCCCCACAGCCUUGUACUACCAAUCAGAAUGGGAGGGAGAAUAACGAGCGAUUAUCCACAUCCAAUGGAAAGAUGUCACCAACUCGCUACCAUGCAAACAGCAUGGGUCAGAGGUCAUACAGUUUUGAAGCCUCAGAAGAGGACCUAGAUGUAGAUGAUAAAGUAGAGGAAUUAAUGAGGAGGGACAGCAGUGUGAUAAAAGAGGAAAUCAAAGCCUUUCUUGCCAAUCGGAGGAUUUCCCAAGCAGUUGUUGCACAGGUAACAGGUAUCAGUCAGAGCCGGAUCUCUCACUGGCUGUUGCAGCAGGGAUCAGACCUGAGUGAACAGAAGAAAAGAGCGUUUUACCGAUGGUAUCAGCUUGAAAAGACAAACCCUGGAGCUACACUAAGUAUGAGACCCGCGCCCAUUCCAAUAGAGGACCCGGAAUGGAGACAAACGCCUCCCCCAGUCUCAGCUACAUCUGGCACCUUCCGACUGCGACGAGGGAGUCGAUUUACCUGGAGAAAGGAGUGCCUGGCUGUCAUGGAAAGUUACUUCAAUGAGAAUCAAUACCCAGAUGAAGCAAAAAGAGAAGAAAUUGCAAAUGCUUGCAACGCAGUUAUACAGAAGCCAGGCAAAAAACUGUCAGAUCUGGAACGAGUUACCUCCCUGAAAGUGUAUAAUUGGUUUGCUAACAGACGGAAGGAGAUCAAGAGGAGAGCCAAUAUCGAAGCAGCAAUCCUGGAGAGUCAUGGGAUAGAUGUACAGAGUCCCGGAGGCCAUUCCAACAGUGAUGACGUCGACGGAAAUGACUACUCAGAGCAGGAUACUUGGCAAGUACGCAAUGGGGAGGAGGAGGAGGGAAGAAGUUCAGAGGGAGGCAGAGAAGCAGAGAAGGACGACAGCACUAGCCAUAGUGACCACCAAGACCCCAUCUCAUUAGCUGUGGAAAUGGCAGCAGUCAACCACACUAUCUUGGCCUUGGCCCGACAAGGAGCCAACGAAAUCAAGACAGAGGCCCUGGAUGACGACUGAUGAGGGAGGAUUGGACACGAGAAGUUAACUUAGUUUAGACGUAGCACCUUAGCAGACUUUCCUCGGUCCUUAACAUGUGUUCUUACAGUAUAACUUGCAGUUUCUUGUAUGUCAGUUAGCCGUUAGGGUCUUGUUCUGUGAAGAUGGCAUGGUGCCCUCAGCCUUUGCAUAUACUCUCAGUAUUAAUUCCCAGUAAAUAAUAACCAACCAACCAAUCAACCUUCCCUCUCCCAGACCCCGAGGCUAGAAGAUCUUGCUGCUCUGUCUUAGCAUUCCAAGAAAGUGCUUCCAGGUAUUUAGAUAGCCCUCAGUUCUCAAAUAUUAGGCUGUGUGUAUUGGGUACCUUUAGAUUCCUGUAACACUAGUCUGUACCCCUUCCUUCCCCAAGACUGGUAGGAUGCAAGCUGAGGUAGUGUGGCCCAGGAUGGACAGACGCCAUUUGGGGAGUACCCACAGAGUAAAAGGGACACUAGAACCCCCACCUCAGUGUGGGAAGAAUUGAUUUCCAGCUGCAAUAAGCCGUGCCUCAUAAUAGUCACACUGUGGCUAGAUUAUACUUCUUUGGGUGCUGUGCUAAGAAUGUCAGUGGAAACACUCGAUCUCAGAUUUUGGUUGAUGUUAACAUGCCUGACACAGACAUCCUUUCCUCUCACAAGCUGUGUGACUUAAGUAGAUAAAAUACUGCCUCUGCCUUUGGGACCAUGAUUAAAACAAACAAACAGAAAAAUGACAAAAAUCAAAAGUCAUUUAAAAAAAACAAACCCACAAAGCCCAGCUUGAGAGCACUGGGAAAAAACAUGAGCUGAAGGUCUAAUGGAUGUUAGGUCCAGUUCUCAGAACCACUAUACAGUACGUGGCACAGGUACAUGCCGGCCUGGAAAGGUGCUGGAGGUCGUCACGGAAGCUGCUUUGCCUCCUGUCUGUGUCCCCUUUCCCUGCUACCAAAAAAAGGCAUUUCGAGGAUGGAGCUAAGGUCAAAAGUAAGUGAAUGAACUUCCAGUCUUUGUAUCCAUUAACUGAAGCCCCCUCAACAUGAGAGGUUGAUAGAGGACUUUAUAGCGGGAUUAUGCUGACUGACUCUCACAAACGCAAAUACUUUCCUAACUAGGAGCAGAAAAAAAGCAGGGGACGUUUGCCACUUAUGCGGUGGGUCUGCGAGAUACAACAGGAUGUGACUGCUUUGGUGUUCUCUUUACUCUGUCCUUGUAGAGGUGUGAAAAGCUAUAUUGCUACAGGCAAUUUAUUUAAUAAUUGGAAGCCAUAUUGAUAAUGGAUGUGGUAAUAUUUGUAAAGUUUAAUCUACUUUAAGCGGCAGUAACUAAUGGAAUUUUUUUCCUUGAUCACAUAUGUAGCACUUUUGUUACUUUUUAAAGAUAUUUAUAUUUGAUAAAUCUUUUUUUCAUUUUGAGAACUCAAAAUACCAAACAGUGAACUUGAGUUAUAAAGUCACCCUGUGAUCACCUUGUCGUCCAGUAGCAAAAUGAUGAACUAUUCAUGCGUCCAAGAAAAUUACAUCUGCUGGCCUUGUAUGAAAAUGAUCUCUUGGCAUCCCGAUUAAAGGACACAGUGUCACUGUGGGUAAGAGGAAACAGCCUUCAGUGUAGCAGCGUAGGGUGCGUCUGAAAGAGGCACAGCUGCUCUCUAUUUCCUGCCUCGUUCCCUCUCUCCUUCCUACAGACAACGAAGCCUCGUUUAAAGGGGAAUAUGGGCCUGGCUGUUAAGCAGGGCGUCAUGUGUUUAUCCAUUGCCUGAAAGUGAUUCUAAAAUUGAAGGAGGGUGCCAUUUCCUUACCUCUUCACCCUUCCUCCCCCACCAAAUGUUUUCAACUUAAAACCAUUGAGAGAGAGAAUGACUGGCCGCCUUCAUUUCUCCUUUCCUCAGCAGUGAGUUUGAACAUCCGCCAGCUUCUAGCUGGUCUCACUCCACCUAAGGCACACGCUGAUGAGAUCACCUCCACUGUGUGUUCAUCCUGCUUAUGUCAGUGUGAGGAAGCCUUUGAGAGGCAUGAAGGUGCCACCUUCUGUGGGUCUGUGACUUUAUAGAGCUACAGGCAGGGCCUGGGCCUGCUCUUGUCCUUGGAUUUCAGGGGGAAAAUGUAUAUAUUUUUUUCCAGCUUCCAAGAAUUGAAGUAAAAUGGAGUAGCCUUUUCUGUUUAACUAUAUUACUUGAACCAACGAAUUCAAGAGUAGCAUUUGUUAUUCUCAGGAAUGAUCGAUCCCCCCACUCAUUUUCUUUCUCGGUGUGUUUGACUUUUUAUUUCUAUUAGAAGACUGUGUUAUCUUUCUUUCCUUUCCUUUGAUAUUAUUUAGAAAAAAUACAACAUAUCUUUCCAUUUCGGUGGAAUUUUGUCUGCUUAUUGUCAGUUGAAUCAGAAAGAAAAGGAGAGAGAAAAAUAUACUGACAAGCCACAUCCAUGAUUUACUGUAAGGAGAUUAUUAUAAUUGAUAGCUUCUUUAAGAUGGGAUUGCUAGUAUCAUUUGUUCUUGCUGGUCCUUUUAAAGAAACAGACUCAAACUGUAAAGGCAGCUGCAGUUUCUAAAGAAACAGGGUGAUUGCCAGAGAAGAGCUAAAAGGUUUCAUUGAUUUAGGACCUUUAAGGGAGGAAAGAAAGCUUCAAAGAGUAAAGGAGAGUAUCCAUGAAGGCAGUACCAGGUGCUUACCUGGAAAUCUGGGAAAAGUGAAAGAAUGUGUCUGCCAGUGCGGGGCAGCAUUGCCUUGGGUUCAGUAGGAACUGGAGGAAGGAGCCCUGCACGCGGAGUUCUUUGAUUAAAGAAGACUGCCGGUCUGCUCUAACAUCUACUGCCUUACAUACAACUUUUGCUUUUUCUCCAGAAGUGAAAAUUUAGUUCUUUGGGGCCUCGAUUUAAGUCUACCAUUGGUUUUUUGUUUGUCAUCAGGUUUAACUCUGCUGUCUUCUCCAGGCUACCUUAGUUCUUACAGUGGCAUAUGGAGUUGCCACUGUCUAAUUUGUAAUAUCUUUGGGGAGUCAAUUUUUUUCUUAAGCUUUUUCAGGCUUAAGAGGUGGUAUUAAAAUAGAAACCCUAAACUGCUCUCUUACUGAAGGGAAAAUAGCCAGGCUCUUAAAGCAUCCCAUCGUGUGCUUUUCGGUUUUUCUGUCCUCUUUUCUCACUUCCUGCUGUACUUUUUUCAGGCCCCCGAGGACUCUUUCAGGGGCUGCUCCUUCCCAGGUGAGGAAGACUAAAUGUGUCAGGUGGGGAAACCUUGCAAGCAGUUCAGGUAACUUGUCUGUUAUUCUUUUAAGACACUUUCAUUGAAUUAUACUGUGGUCACAUGGGUAAAUUUCCUAGCCUUCUUAAAACACAGCCUUACAAAGGGACCCUUUAAAGAUGGACCAUCCUAAUGCCAUUUCUGCCCAUCUCUUGAGAAUCGUAACAGCAGAUGAAGGCCAGGGAGGGCUACACGGUACACUCUGAUCUGCGACCUUCCAGGACCCGUCAGUACCAAAUAGACAUUGUGGUUUGUUUCAGCAAAGCCUGUAAGGCCGGAGCACCCCUUAAGGCAGUUUUCUUCAAGUCUCAGUACUUUGGGUGGCCUCCUCCCGCCUGUAGUCUGUAGAGUUCCCGCAUGUUGUCGUUCGGUGGGUGGGCUCUCCCCCACGUCUCGUAGUCCUUCACAGAAAGAGAGAUCCUCGAACAGGAAGACCCCUUUCAGCUCAGGCGCGGUGAUCACCUAAAAGGACGUGAGGGAGGGAGCAGCCCCUCAGUAUGGGAGGAUGCAAACCCAGCCCCCGCGUCCUGUAGGUUUAUCAUGGCAGUAGUUGCUGAUGAACAGCACCUUUACCUCAAAAGGGACAACUCGUGAAGAGCUAGUGAUACAGUUGCUUUCGUUCUCCCUGUUUGGCCUCUGUCUUUACACACUUCCCUCUUGGAUUUCAACCAUCAGGCACCAAGUGUAAGUAAACAGACUUUCAUUUCAUCAGGAAUCUACAGUCACAUCCUCUCUGUCUGUGAACAACUCCUCUUCUCUUUUCCUCUGGGCUCCAAACCAAGGUCUCAUCUUGAGCUGACUCCUUGCUGGAAUCUUUUUAUCCUCUGCAGCAGGCAGAGUAGGUGGGUGUGGUCCAUCUCUUCACACAAACACCCCUUCCUGUCUUGCAGCCCAGCUUUUUGACCAGCUACAUAUUCCGCUGACCAGCUACUCUCUCUGCCCACAACAGUGGAAAUAAUCCCUUUUUCAUAAAUGAUACCCCACCCCCGUCCUUAAAAUGUGAACGUCAAGUCCUUCUCUCUCUUUGGUCUUAAGAAGGGUUUGGGUAGAAGCAGUCUUCCCAUUUAACUCGUGGCUCUGCCUUUUAAAAUUGCUGUUUGUCUCUUUUUGUUGUUGUUCAGAGAACCACCAGAGUAUUUUUUUCCCCAAUGAGUCUCAACAGAUUCUUAGGCAAUAAUUUUUCUUCUUAUUGAUGACCUUGUGUGCAGUAGCACUCUACAUUCAAUAGUCCUGACCCUCUACUCGUGCGUUGGUUUUCUGUGUUAAUCACUGUGUGUGAUUUAAAUCUUAUGUCAGCGUGGUGAUAGAGUUUGUCAUUUUGUUGUUGUGAUUAUUAGUGAUGUUUUACUACUGUAUUCAUUGGGGCUGCGUUGAGACCAGCCAAAUCCAUUUAUAGCUUUACUGAGCCGCGUUUGUUUGUCAAGAUUUCCCAAGUGAACGUAGGGCACAUUGACCAGCUCCUG